Messenger RNA from Archocentrus centrarchus (flier cichlid), 5588 nucleotides. RefSeq names its product phosphoinositide-3-kinase, regulatory subunit 4 (gene pik3r4). NCBI's taxonomy places the organism in Eukaryota, Metazoa, Chordata, Actinopteri, Cichliformes, Cichlidae. Gene Ontology annotation, biological process: autophagy of peroxisome; macroautophagy; protein phosphorylation. The record is from RefSeq and is a predicted model, not a curated record. Gene Ontology annotation, molecular function: ATP binding; protein binding; protein serine/threonine kinase activity. Gene Ontology annotation, cellular component: phosphatidylinositol 3-kinase complex, class III, type II; nucleus-vacuole junction; phosphatidylinositol 3-kinase complex, class III, type I. Bases 311 to 4318 code for a protein of 1335 amino acids. The transcript is spliced from 21 exons.
GUGUAACCCGGAAUCACAACAGCAGCUGGAUCGUUUAGCAGAGCAGGUGAAAGAGCUGGUUCGUUCGUUAUCAGCGGUUAGUGCAGUAUCGCGGGGUGUUACAGCAGCGGCAGGUAAACACGGCAGCAGGAGCAGAGCCGGCAUGAAAACAGAUUAACGGAUCUGCCUGAAGGUGGUUCCGAUUGCAGCCUUUAGCUUCAGUGCUACUAGGACGCUGAAGCUAACAACAUCCUGAGGAGCAGAAGUCCCGAGAAGAUCCCCCAGCUGCAGGCCUCUGUCCACGUUCAUUACAGCUCAGCUUUGAGCCGUCAUGGGGAACCAGCUGGCGGGCAUCGCCCCCUCUCAGAUCCUCUCUGUGGACAGCUACUUCUCCGACAUCCACGACCAUGAGUACGAUAAGAGUCUGGGAAGCACGCGCUUCUUCAAGGUGGCCCGGGCCAAACACCGCGAGGGCCUGGUGGUGGUGAAGGUCUUUGCCAUCCAGGACCCGUCUCUGCCGCUGACGAGCUACAAGCAGGAGCUGGAGGAGCUGAAGAUCCGCCUGCACUCCUGCCAGAACUGCCUGCCCUUCCAGAAAGCCUCUCUCACAGAGAAAGCCGCCAUCUUGUUCCGCCAGUAUGUGCGGGACAACCUGUACGAUCGCAUCAGCACGCGGCCGUUCCUCAACAACGUGGAGAAGCGCUGGCUCGCCUUCCAGAUCCUCAAUGCUGUCGACCAGGCUCACAAGGCCGGCGUCCGCCACGGGGACAUCAAGACAGAGAAUGUGAUGGUGACCAGCUGGAACUGGGUGCUGCUCACAGACUUUGCCAGCUUCAAGCCCACCUACCUGCCUGAAGACAACCCCGCUGACUUCAACUACUUCUUUGACACGUCCAGGCGGAGGACGUGCUACAUCGCCCCCGAGAGGUUUGUGGAUGGAAGCAUGUUUACCACAGAGAGCGACCAGAACACGCCGCUGGUGGACCUGACGAACAACAACCAGAGGAGCAGAGGGGAGCUGAAGCAGGCCAUGGACAUCUUCUCUGCAGGUUGUGUGAUAGCAGAGCUCUUCACAGAGGGCGUCCCUCUCUUUGAUCUGUCCCAAUUGCUGGCGUAUCGUAAAGGACACUUCCAGACGGAGCAGGUGCUCAUGAAGAUCGAGGAUCGGAGCAUCAGAGAGCUGGUGGCUCAGAUGGUGCAGCGGGAGCCUGAGAAGCGUCUGACAGCAGAGGAGUAUCUGAAGCACCAGAGAGGGAAAGCUUUCCCCGACAUCUUCUACACCUUCCUGCAGCCGUACAUGGCUCAGUUCGCCAAAGAGACGUUCCAGUCGGCAGACGAGCGAGUGCUCGUCAUCCGCAAAGACCUCGACAACAUCCUGCACAACCUGCACGGAGGCUCCUCCUCUUCAUCCCAGGACGGCGGCGAUGGUGCGAUGAGCUCCCGGGAGGAGCAGGGCCUCAUCGUGCUUGUGUCGGUCAUCACUUCCUGCCUCCAGACGCUGCACUGCUGCGACUCCAAGCUCGCUGCGCUGGAGCUCAUCCUCCACCUGGCUCCCCGGCUCGGCGUCGACGUCCUGCUGGACCGCAUCACGCCGUACCUGCUGCACUUCUGCAACGACCCCAUGCCCCGCGUGCGCGCUCAGGCCGUACGGACACUAGCCAAGGUUCUGGCACUGGUGAAGGAGGUGCCGAGGAACGAUGUCAACAUCUAUCCUGAGUACAUCCUUCCGGGCAUCGCCCACCUCGCCCAGGACGACGCCACCAUCGUCAGGCUGGCGUACGCAGAAAACAUCGCUCACCUGGCAGAGAGCGCGCUGCGUUUCCUGGAGUUGGUUCAAGAAAACAACGUGAACACGGAGCAGGACCUGAACGGCGAGGACGCAGAAGAAACGCUCCACCCCAACGAAAACUAUGACUCAGAGCUGCAGGCGCUGCAUGAGAUGGUGCAGCAGAAGGUGGUGACGCUGCUCAGCGACUCGGAGAACAUCGUCAAGCAGUCGCUGAUGGAGAACGGCAUCACACGCCUCUGCGUCUUCUUCGGCCGACAGAAAGCCAACGACGUCCUGCUGUCUCACAUGAUCACCUUCCUCAAUGACAAGAACGACUGGCACCUGCGAGGCGCCUUCUUCGACAGCAUCGUGGGCGUGGCGGCGUAUGUCGGCUGGCAGAGUUCGUCCAUCCUGAAGCCCCUCCUGCAGCAGGGUCUGAGCGACACCGAGGAGUUUGUCAUCUACAAAGCUCUGAACGCGCUCACCUGCAUGUGCCAGCUGGGUCUGCUGCAGAAACCGCACAUCUACGAGUUUGUCGGCGACAUCGCUCCGUUCCUGUGUCACCCCAACCUGUGGAUCCGUUACGGCGCCGUGGGCUUCAUCACCGUGGUCGCACAGCACCUCAACGUGGCCGACGUCUACUGCAAGCUGAUGCCCCACCUCAACCCCUUCAUCACCCAGCCCAUCAUCCAGAUCGAUAAGGAGCUCGUACUGCUGAGCGUCCUGAAGGAGCCCGUGAGUCGCUCCAUCUUCGACUACGCCCUGCGCUCCAAAGACAUCAGCAGCCUCUUCCGACACCUGCUGCUGCGCCAGAAGAAGCGUAUGGGAACCAUCCCAGAGUGCCCCACCCCCGAUGACCCGGCCAUCGCUCAGCUCCUCAAGAAGCUGCUCUCACAGGGGAUGACGGAGGCCGAGGAGGACAAGCUGCUGGCGCUCAAAGAUUUCAUGCUGAAAUCCAACAAGGCCAAAGCCAACAUGGGCGAGCAGAGCCAUGCGGGGGAGGCGGGGCAGACCGGGGUCAUCGACCUGGCCACCCUCGGCAUCACCGGCCGCCAAGUGGACCUGAUCAAACCCAAAGCUGAGGGCGAGGACAAGAGAGCGAGGAAGCACACCAAGCAGGACUCCACCAUGAACGAGGAGUGGAAGAGCAUGUUUGGAUCUCAGGAGCCGCCCUCCAGCCAGCCCGCCACGGCCACCGACGGGCCAGCGAGUCAGAUCAGGAAGAGCACUUUGGCUCCGGCGGUGCCCGUGCUACAGUCGGUGGCGAGCGGUCCCACCUACCAGCGCCGCAUCAACACCUGCAAGGCAGAGCUGCAGCAGCUGGUGCAGCAGAAGAGAGAGCAGUGCAGCGCCGAGCGCAUGGCCAAGCAGAUGAUGGAGAGCGCCGAGUGGGAGAGCCGACCUCCUCCUCCAGGAUGGCACCCUAAAGGGCUGCUGGUCGCCCACCUGCACGAACACAAAGCUGCUGUGAACCGUAUCCGAGUCUCAGAUGAACACUCCAUCUUCGCCACGGCGUCCAACGACGGCACCGUCAAAGUGUGGGACAGCCAGAAGAUGGAGGGAAAGACCACGACCACCAGGUCGGUGUUGACGUACUCUCGUAUCGGCGGUCACGUGAAGACGCUGACCUUCUGUCAGGGGUCGUAUUAUUUAGCCGUGGCCUCAGAUAACGGGUCCAUCCAGCUGCUGGCAGUCGAAGCCAAUAAACCACCAAAAUCUCCCAAAGUGCAGCCGUUCCAGAGCAGGUCUCUGGACCUGCAGGAGGACGGCUGUGCGGUCGACAUCCACCACUUCAACUCCGGCGCCCAGUCAGUGCUGGCGUACGCCACCGUCAAUGGCCUGCUGGUCGGCUGGGACCUUCGCUCCAACUCCAACGCCUGGACGCUGCGCCACGACCUCCGCCUCGGUCUCAUCACCUCCUUCGCCGUGGACAUGCAUCAGUGCUGGCUCUGCCUCGGUACGAGCAGCGGCACCAUGGCCUGCUGGGAUAUGCGGUUCCAGCUCCCCAUCUCAAACCACUCCCACCCCGCCCGAGCACGAAUCAGACGGCUGCUGAUGCAUCCUCUCUACCAGUCGUCUGUCAUCGCAGCUGUGCAGGGGAACAAUGAAGUGUCCAUGUGGGACAUGGAGACCGGAGACCGGAAGUUCACCCUGUGGGCGAGCUCUGCACCUCCCCUCUCUGAGAUGCAGCCGUCUCCUCACAGUAUUAACGGGAUCUACUGCAGUCCUGCUGAUGGGAACCCUCUGCUGCUCACAGCCGGCUCUGACAUGAGGAUCAGGUUCUGGGACCUGGCGUAUCCGGAGAGGUCGUACAUCGUGGCGGGAGGAGCCAACGACUCGCUGCACUGCCCGUCUGUCCUCUACAACCGCAAGAUCAUCGAAGGCACUGAAGUCGUACAGGAGAUCCACAGCAAACAGAAGAGCGGCGUGGUGGAGGACUCGCCCCGCCGCGGCCCGGAGUCCCUCCCUGUUGGGCACCACGACAUCAUCACAGACAUCGCCACCUUUCAGACCACACAGGGCUUCAUCGUCACCUCGUCCAGAGACGGCAUCGUCAAAGUCUGGAAAUGAGGGCGCUCGAUGACAUCACACCACCAACACACACACACACACACACGUAUCAUCUGUGAGAGUGUGUGUGUGUGUCCGUUUAUGGACGUGCGCCUUUUUCACACAAACAGUUACAUCAUCAUCACCUGACGUGGUUCAAACAGGAAAUGAAGUCCCGACUCUGACGACUGGUUUGUGCGUUUAAUAUCAGCCUCAUGAACAGGAAGUGCAGGUGUGGGUAUCAGCUGAUGUCGUUCCUGACUGAUGCAGGUUUCUCCACAGUGGUGUGAUGAAGAGGAGAAAGGUGUUUAAAAUGGCUCAUUUUUCAUGUUGAAGUUUUGUUACGGGGCACGCAAACGCACAACAAAAACACAAUGACAGAAAGAGCUCAGCUGUGGAACAUGCUCUGAUCUUUAACACUAUUACUGGUGUGUGUGCUGACUCCACACGUGCACAGUACAUUUUGGUUUCAUUGGGCCUUCUGCGGGUUGUGUGAAGGCUCUGCUGAGUUGCAUUAUGGGAGCUGUAGUCUUCAAGGUUUUGAAGUUUUGAUUUAUUUUUAGUUCAUUUUUUUUGUCCUCUUGUGAGUGAAUUUCAGUCCGUUUGUCUCUUUAAAUCAGUGGCUCUCAAAGUUCUUCACACUCUGCAGUUUCAUGAAGUGAAGGUCAAUGAAGGAGCAUCAGGAGACCCUCCAGCUGAGCUUCUCUCCAUGUUUUCCUGCAGUGGCCCACAAGGGGGGUCUCGAUCCACAACUUGGGGAACGGCUGCUUUAAAAUGAGGCAAACAUGACGUGUUUCAGAGCAGAGCUGUUCAGUGUGUGCGACGCUCUUCAGGCUUCAUUAAAGGGUUUCAUAAUGAGUUUACUCAUCUGAGGUAAAGGUUUCUGAUUUCAAUUUCCCGUCAGCUGCCGGUUUGCUGUCAGCACGCGCGUGGUUGGAGGAGCUGUUUCUGAAACUUCACCUGAACGAUGCUCAAAACCAUCGAACGCUGCAGGAGCUCCAGAAACCACAGCUAGAAUACGUGUGUGUUUAUAAGAGUCGUUCAUCUUUUUCCAGCCGAGGAAAGAAAAUAUGAUUAUCAUGCAUGAAAGCCGCUUUACGUUCACGAGGAUUUGAUGUUGAAACUGAGCGAGAGCUGAAAUGUUGAUAAAUACUGAGAGUUUAUGUUGAAAUGAUUUUAAAUCUAAAGAAUGUAGUUUGAUCAGAACUUGAAUAACCGCAGAGGAACCAUGUGACCUGCGUCUGUUUCUCCAUCUGUUCAAUAAAGUCUGGUGAUCGUCCAGCAGCUCGUC